AUGAUGGUCCACGAGUGGGCCCUCACGCUGCGCGAAGCCAUCGUGUUGCAAGGAGACAAGGGUGACAUGGCUAUCCUCUCGACGCGAACCGCGCUUGUAGAGAGCGUCGUGACCCCGCCAUUAACGUCGCUGAGCAUGUAUCUCUGGCGCGCGGCCGCGACCACGUCCUUUGGCCUGGCCGCCCUCUUGAUGCUCUUCCUCUCGCUGUGUGCCUACCACCGCCCGGUUGCCUCCAACUGGUUUUGCUGGCACCGUCUCGUGGGCGCGAUCUGGCUCAGUCGCAGCGUCGUGCUCCUUCGCGCGCUCGCAGCGACCGUAGCGCUCAUCACGACCGACAUUGCACUUGCCUCGGCGUCCUCCAGCGUCCUUACAGUCGUCCCCAAACCUUUGUUCCCGACGUUUGUUUUGGCCAGUGAAGUGCUCUGGUUGGCCUACACUAUCGUCGACAUACUCGCACCGUGGACGGAGCCCUUUACGAGCGUAUAUGCCCCGCGGGCCUCGGUCACCGCCUGGGUGCUCAUGGUUAUCUACGCGCAGUGGGAUGCGCUCACUGUCGCCGCCACCUUGCACCGAUCGUGUUUCGUUGUCAACAUGGACCAGCUCGUCGUUUGCACGAGCGGUAGCGUCGUCCUCGCCUCGGUGCGCUGGACGCUCAGUGUCGCUGACAUCAAUCUCGUGUGCAUGAGUGGAUUUGCGCUCGGACACUACUGGCACCGACGUCGACAGCUGCAGACUUUUGUGGCGCAGUGGUCGUCGUCGAUGCACCAGGUGCCGUCGCUCGCACUGCCCACGACAGCCAUCGCGUUUGUUCAGCCGCCGCCAUCGACCAAUGGCGACAUGACACUCGACGCGGUCACCGCCGCCAUGUGUGGGCUCUUCUACGUUCCGAAUCGGUUCAUUUUUGACGUUGAGCUCUGGCGCGUCUUCCCGCCGCUGCCGGCGAUCGCAGGGCCCGGCGGCGGUCUCUGGCUCCCUCGCGCCCACGCGGUCACUGGCAACGCGGCAGCCCCCACAUUAGAGCUGCUGCCACACCCGCCAAGAACCAAAGUCUGGCACAUCUUUACCCACUUGGAGUCCCUCGCACAGGCCAUGGGCUUUCUCUACUUGGGCGCGACCCUCUUUGGGAACGUGGCGUAUCUGAGUGUCGUCCAGUCGAAUCUCGCCAACGACUAUGGCUGGGCGGGCUUCAACGCCACGGGCACAUACGCUUUUCUCGGAAAUCUCUUCAAUCGACGGCUCCUGACCCACUCGUUUGACGAUGGAUUCACGCUGAACGACCCCGCUUUUGCCGACACUUCGCAGCUAUACAACCUCAGCGUUGGCGCCAUUCGCGUCAGUGGCCACGCCGCGCGGCGACAGCUCUUCUCACCUGACGUUGCACUGGAAGACGUCGUCGCCAACCUCCGGCGCAUGGACCCGUGCCGCUUGCCGUGGAUGUUUACGCAAUACUGCUUUGUCGACCUUGGUCGGCGCUGGUCGCUCGCGAGCUCGUCUGCGCGGGAAGCGCGGUGCCGCUCGCGGUAUGUGUCGAAUGGCGCCGUCUACUUGGAGACGAGCCUUGGCAACGUCAUGCGCUGGGACGACUGGACGCAGUGCUGGGGCACGUCGUUUGAGGUGGGCAUUGCGACGGCGCUCGCAACGUCGGUCGAUGGCCGCGACUGGCUCCGUGCGAUUCAAAGCAAUGCGAGAAGUUGCGUCGACGAAGCGGCCUACUGGCGCCAGGCCGGCGUCGCUGGGUUCACGCUGCAGUGGCAAAACUUCAAGACGACGGGCUUCUCGGAUGCGUUCUACAUUGAGAACGCACUGGGACUGCAGUAUGCGCUGCCGCUGAGCAAUACGCCAGGCGCGUACCACCUCACGCAGCAAAACUCGAUACGCAUGUACUGGAGCUUUGCCAGCGACCUCUGGGCCAUUUCGAAUAACGCGACACUGCUCGGGAGCGCCAGCCUCGUGCGCCAGAGUCCGAUGUUCGCCUACGCCAACACGACGCCGAUUGCGGUGUUGUUCCAGAACCUGACGCUCGUGCCGCCGUUGAACGCAGGCCUCGUGAGCUUGGAAACACAUAUCGGACCAUUUGGCAACGUCGACAUGAUCUAUGUGCCGGUGCCGUCGUCGCUCUCGGCGCUCUACGCCAACUUUACGGGCAGCCUCGCGCGUCUCUUGCUCGCCAACGAAAGUGCCACUCAGUGGUUCUUCCGCCUGCCCUACCGCACCUACUUGUACGAGUCGCUGCCAGGGUUAGGGCAGGACCCCAAUGUGCGCACUGUUGGCGGCAACCUCAUGUGUGGCAGUGACUGUCCAGCGUGGACGGCCAUGUAUGGGAUCGAUAGCUUCUUUGGCGUGCAUAAUCUUUGCCACGCCUUCUUCUCCGAAAAGCUGUCGCCAACCUCCACCAGCGUUUUGUUUUCUCUGCUUGGUCUCAACUCGACGCUGUCGCCCAUGCCUCUUGACAGACGAUCGACCAUGGCUGCCGUGUGCACGUACGAUGUCUACGCCACGCCAUCCUGCAUCGACGACUACCUCAUGUACGAUGCUUUUGCGUCAACUUAUGAGCUCACAUCAGUGGCCUCGCUGCUCGCUACCACCGUGGCUGACCUAACCUCGCUCAACAUCUCGGCCGUGCAAUGGCUGCAGCAUGGCGCGUCACCCCUCUUCCUCUACAUGACGCCGCUACUUGCAAGCGACGAGGUUUGGUCCUUCUAUGGGUGGGGCUUCAUCUACGAAUGGGUGAUCGGUCUACGCGAAGUCGUCGCAUUUGAUGGUGACGUUGGUCGCGUCACGACACUGUCGGCGUCGCAAGCACCGGCCCACUUCUCGCCCGAGAGCGCCGCAAUUGCGCCGAGCUUCUCGCUCGCGUGCUUGGUGUGUGUGCAGUACAUCACGCUGCUGCUCAUCGUCAUCUCCGUGCUGGUUGUGUGCACGGCGCUGCAGCAGCGCGGCCGCGUCGAGGCGCUCAACCUCUUGUACAUCAACCGCAUUGUCGGGCUUGUUUGGAUCGGCCGACCCUUGCUCCUUGUCCGCAGUCUCACGGCGCUUUGGCUGUUGCACACGACGCCGCUCGAGCUCGUCCAGACGCACGGCGUUCUCACGUCGUUUGUGAGCCUGCCGCUGCUGUGGUACAAGGUGAUUCUGGCCGGCGCCGAGCUCACGUGGAGUGUCUACAUUCUCAACGACCUUUUGAGCUGCUUGACGCAGCAGUACACGGCGUUGUAUGCACCAAAGAGCUCCAAUCUCACGUGGGCCGCGGCCAUUGUAUGGACGUACAUAGCACCGCAGCAGCACCGCGCAUUUCUCCACCGACAUUGCGUCGCGCACAAUAUGGACGAUGCGCUGCAGUGCGUCAGCGGAGGCGUCGAGAUUGGCAGCGUUGCCCGCGUCAGUGUCAGCAUUGGCAUUGGUAUCCUAGCGAUCGUGGUCUGCUGCAUCUUUGAGGUGCUGCGCCGCCCGAACGUACCGCCCAACAGCGUCGGAACCCUCUUAUUGAAUGCGCAGAGCUACUACGUACUCGACUUUGGCCGCUGGACCUGGGAAGGGGACGUGUACUUGGACAAGAUGUCUGCGAUCAUGGCCGGGAUCCUUGCAGUGCAAGUCCGCGAGUCGCUGUACGUGUUUGACAUCAAAACGUGGCGCCUCUUUCAUCAACCGGUGGAGCCGCCGUCGCUCAAGCCUGCGCGGCUCCGUCAGGCCGUGCCACUCAGUCGCGUAUAGCCCUAACCGUAAAUACGUCCAACAGAGCUUCAACAAGGGUGGCCUAUCGGUGCUAGCGAUGCCAUAAGUGCUGUGUACCCAAGUCCUGUA
Molecule: messenger RNA, 3798 nt
Organism: Saprolegnia diclina VS20
Lineage: Eukaryota; Oomycota; Saprolegniomycetes; Saprolegniales; Saprolegniaceae
Exons: 1
Coding region: 1-3708 (1235 amino acids)
Source: RefSeq, a predicted model, not a curated record